AUGCCGGCGCAAGUGCCGGCGCCGGACGCGGCGGCGAGGCACACGGGCGCCGGCAAAAACACGCUCAUCUGGAACGCGACCAUGACCAAGCCAAUAAAGGUCGGUCACCUGAAGGCAAAUCGCCUGACUGUCUACAAGGAACAAGCGGGCUGCGGCACGUUCUUCUGGAAUGAUCGCCGCUCGCGCAAAGAGGUGCGCGGGAACCGGUUGUGGACGACCUUGGAGGGAGUCCAGAUGCGUGGCAGCCGCCCUGAUGCCAGGCAGCUGCCAUUAGAGUCCCAGGACGAGGACGAGGACGAGGACGGGGAUAUUGUCGUGCAGAUGUCUGGCCUAGGGCUUGGCGCGUCCGAUUCGGAGGAGGAGGAGCAGCUCCAGCGGGCAAUUGCGCGCUCUCUUGCCGAUGCCAGCAACCAGCAGCAUCAUGGUGGCCACAGCGCGGCGCUUCCCGAGGAGCUGCUCUGCCCGAUCCUGCUCACCGUGAUGGUGGACCCCGUCUCCACCGCCGAGGGACAGUGCUACGAGCGGGCCGCCAUUGAGCGAUGA
This is a messenger RNA of Emiliania huxleyi CCMP1516, 543 nucleotides long. RefSeq lists its product as hypothetical. The transcript is spliced from 3 exons. The record is from RefSeq and is a predicted model, not a curated record. Gene Ontology annotation, biological process: protein ubiquitination. NCBI's taxonomy places the organism in Eukaryota, Haptophyta, Isochrysidales, Noelaerhabdaceae. The coding region runs from base 1 to 543 and encodes 180 amino acids. Gene Ontology annotation, molecular function: ubiquitin-protein transferase activity.